This is a messenger RNA of Pelmatolapia mariae (spotted tilapia), 8896 nucleotides long. RefSeq names its product HECT, C2 and WW domain containing E3 ubiquitin protein ligase 2a (gene hecw2a). Gene Ontology annotation, molecular function: protein binding; ubiquitin protein ligase activity. Lineage: Eukaryota; Metazoa; Chordata; Actinopteri; Cichliformes; Cichlidae. Gene Ontology annotation, cellular component: cytoplasm. The record is from RefSeq and is a predicted model, not a curated record. The transcript has 30 exons. Gene Ontology annotation, biological process: protein polyubiquitination; regulation of dendrite morphogenesis. Bases 870 to 5459 code for a protein of 1529 amino acids.
UCUCUCGGUGGGACGUGUCCAGAGUCACGCCCACUCUGGCAUUUUCCCACAUUAAUAUGCAGCGUAUAUACUGUACGUUAUCGUCAGUCAAAAAACUACAUAUCAGGCUCGAUGAUCCUCUGAAGAAAUCCCUCCGCGCCCUAAAGAGGAGAAGUCGCUCCUCUGCAAACACCCUGCCGUUACGCCAUCCUCCGGCAGGCUACGCUUUUCUCGUCCCUUCCUGGACUGACAGCAGCUGCUCAGCCCAGUCAGGUUUUGAGCAUCUGCUGGGACUGCUGGGAGGACGUCGGCUCAGACUGCAGCGCACUGCGAUGCAGAGAGGGGGGCACUGAGGCUGUGAUACCGGAGCUGUAAUCCGUAAACCUGUGCGGACGGAGCGCAGGGUGGAGCUGGCGGAGUUCGUGCGCACACCUCUGGAAGCUGCUGCCGAAGAGGAGCCUCUGCAGCGCCGCAGCUUUGCACCGGGAACCUGCCUCGGUACGUGACUCCGAAACCGAAGCUGCCCCGGAUCCGACAGGGAGGGGGGCCGUAGCGCGGCACCCCGCCCGUCUCGCUUCAUUUGGACCGCACGGACCUGAGCCGUGAUUUCCGCGCGCGGAACCCACCAAGCAGCCCGCACCUCUGCGCCAAAGGUUCUUAAUGCCACUGGAUAACAUGAACUAAGUAAAGGGUCCACUGUUUGGCUUCAUUAAGGGACGAAAACGGAUGAAAAUGGAAACCUUUGUGGAUCAGGAACCCACACAUCAGUUCUAGACAAGAGGCAGAUGAAUCAGAAACAUGUGUCAUCGCUUUGGUGACCGUCAAUAAGAAGCUCAUCUCUGCCUCUACUUCUUGGCUCUACUCAUUAACUGCUUUCACUUGUUGCCAACAUGCGUCCUUCCCUCGCCACAGCGGUUCUGCCGCCCAGGACCCGUUCCCACAAUCCACCCAACCUGUCCGUUGGGGGCCGCGAACACCUGUCGGCCCCACGAAGGCGCAGCCCGCAUCUCCGGCACACCCUCAGCCCGGAGAACCUGCGGACUCUGGCGGAGAGGGGCGGGGCGGCUGUAGAUACCGUGUCCGUGGUGAGCAGCCCCAUCGGGCUUCCGCGGGCAAACAGCGACACUGACCUGGUGACAUCCCAGAGCCGGUCCUCGUUGACGGCGUCCACUCUGGAGUACACGCUGAACCGUGGCCAGAACCUCGUCAUAUCCUGGGACAUAAAGGAGGAAGUGGAUGCUACAGACUGGAUCGGGCUGUACCACAUCGAUGAAACCAGUCCAUCCAACGUGUGGGACUGCAAGAACAGAGGGGUGAAUGGCACCCAGAAGGGUCAGAUCGUGUGGAGGCUCGAGCCCGGGCCCUACUUUAUGGAGCCUGAGACAAAGAUCUGUUUCAAGUACUACCACGGAGUGAGCGGAGCCCUGAGAGCCACGACCCCGUGCAUCACUGUGAAGAACCCAGCAGUCCUGGUGGAAGGGCUGGCUGAGCAGGUCGGAGUCGAACAUCCUCGUAAACUGAUCAGCUUCACUUUGACGGACCUGCGUGCUACUGGCCUGAAGAAGGGGAUGUUUUUUAAUCCUGAUCCGUACCUGAAGAUGUCAAUCCACCCAGGGAAGAGGAGCGUGUUCCCCGUCUUCAGCCAUCACGGGCAGGAACGCCGAUCAGCUAUCAUCGCUAACACCACCAACCCCAUCUGGCAUGGAGAGAAAUACACAUUUGUGGCCUUGAUGACGGACAUCCUCUACAUUGAAGUGAAGGACAAGUUUGCCAAGAGCCGACCGAUCAUCAAGCGCUUCCUUGGCCAGCUUACGAUCCCUGUGCAGCGGCUCAUUGAAAAAAUACCCGGAGUCCAGCCUGUCAGUUUCUCUCUGUGUCGACGCUUGCCCACUGAGCACGUUAGUGGACAGCUGCAGUUCAAAGUUGAGCUCACCUCAACAGGACCGGAUGGUGCCUCUCCUGACUCCAUCAUCGGUGUUUCAUCCUUGAAUGGAGCUCCAGGGACUCCUUCUGAUGAUGAAGACCUGCCCCAUCACCUUCCAGGCUUGGUCUCAGCAGGCCCCUCUCCUACGGGCUCCCAGGGUUCCCAGGGCACGGGGGAAGGUGCUACCGCGGCCUGUCUGGAAAAGGAGCUGCCUUUCAUCGGAGCAGAGGGCAGAUUUGGGGAUACUGAAAGCGUUGCAGGUCAUGAAAUGCUCCAGGGGUCAUUCAGUGAGAGUCUGGAUGCUAUUGAGGCCCCUAAAGGACCUGGUGAACGACCUCUGGGUGCCGCCUCACCUAAACUGCGCUCUAGUUUUCCGACACACACAAGGCUGAGCGCCAUGCUGCAUAUCGAUUCAGACGAGGAUGAAGAAAGAUCCGGAGCCAAUGACAUCACUCCUGUACCCCUGUCGCCGCUGCUAAUGAAUGGAGAGCCUCCUGAUGCCCGUGGUACUGAUGAAGACGACACUGAGGGGCAGCAGGAGCCUGAGCGACUGGUGGGGUCUGUGUUGGAGGCGGGGCCAGUGGGUGGAGGUGCUAAGGCAGAAGACACGGCCCCCGAGGCCCAGGCGGCCGCAGAGGCCGUUGCUGGCAUGGACUUAGAGGACGUUUUGGAGCAGGAUGUUUUCCUUGAAGUGGAAGAGGUUCCACUCACAGAGGCUGCGUCCCAUGAUGCUUUGCCAGAAGGUGGAGACGCUCCUGAGCAAGGAAGGAUGGCUGGCGAGGAGCCCUUAUCAGAGAUCGAUAGCUGCUCAAUGGCAACAGCCCCUCAGACGGUCUUCUCAUCUUCAGACAGCUGUCCAGUCACACUGACCACCGCUGUGGAAGCAGAGGAGGGAGCAGAGACCGCCAUAGAUCCAGGGGGAGACAUAGACUCUACCGCCCCGCCGACCAAUCAGGCUGUAGAUGGUGAAGGGGGCGGGCAAGGUGCCGCUGCUAAAGCUGAAGCAACGCCGCCGCCGCCACCAACUAGCGAGCAACAGGAGGUGGAGGAGAUCAGCGUGAGGAGGCUGAGCCUGCAGGCUGCAGGGGGCGUAGCUGAACAACAGGAAGGCGCGGCAAAGCCAUGUGAGGAGGCGGGGUCUGCAGAUUCAGAACAAGUUACCACAGAAACAGAAGGAGAGGAAGGUGCUCACGUCAAUGGACAUCCUGUGCGUUCACUUCCUUCUGUGCGUCACGACAUCCACCGAUACCAACGUGUGGACGAGCCUCUGCCUCCCAACUGGGAGGCCCGGAUCGACAGCCAUGGGAGGAUUUUCUUUGUGGACCACGUCAACAGGACCACCACGUGGCAGCGGCCCACCGGACCUCCUGCCCCACAGGGCCUGACUCGCUCCAACUCCAUUCAGCAGAUGGAGCAGCUGAACCGCAGAUAUCAGAGCAUCAGGAGGACCAUCACCAACAGCGAUCGGUCAGAGGAAAGCUCCGUCGACCUGGUUCCUGAACCUGAAAGCGAACUGAUGCCACACUCCAUUUCUGAAUACAGACGAGAAAGCGGCGUCGCGCACUCCAGCGGCCGCUCGCGUCUCUCCCUGCUGCUCCAGUCGCCCAGCGCCAAGUUCCUGUGCAGCCCCGACUUCUUCACCGUGCUGCAUUCAAACCCUAGUGCCUAUCGCAUGUUUACGAGCAACACCUGCCUGAAGCACAUGAUCAGUAAGGUGCGUCGAGACACUCACUUCUUCGAGCGCUACCAGCACAACCGCGACCUCGUCACCUUCCUCAACAUGUUCUCCAAUAAGCAGCUGGAGCUUCCCCGGGGCUGGGAAAUGAAGCACGACCACACUGGGAAGCCUUUCUUCGUGGAUCAUAACUGUCGCUCCACGACCUUCAUCGACCCGCGGCUGCCCCUCCAGAGUUCUCGCUCCACCGGGCUGCUGGCCCACCGCCAGCAUCUGAGCCGCCAGCGCAGCCACAGUGCCGGGGAGUGUUUACUGUUGUCACAGGUGGUGGAUGACUCUCGCCAAACCAACCCGCCCGUCCUGCCCCGUCCCUCCAGCACCUUCAGCGGCUCCAGUCGGAGUCAGUACCACGACGUGGUGCCUGUGGCCUACAAUGACAAGAUAGUGGCGUUUCUACGGCAACCCAAUAUAUUUGAGAUCCUGCAGGAAAGGCAGCCUGAGCUCGCCAGGAACCACUCGCUCAAGGAGAAAGUACAGUUUAUUCGCAGCGAGGGAGUCAACGGCUUGGCUCGCCUCUCCAGUGACGCUGACCUCGUCAUGCUGCUGAGCUUAUUUGAGGAGGAGGUGAUGUCAUAUGUACCGCCAUUACUCCACCCAGGUUACUGCCUCUCCUCUCCACAGAGCUCCCCCGGUACCCAGCGAGCUAAUGCCCGCGCCCCGGCUCCCUAUAAACGAGAUUUUGAGGCCAAACUGAGGAACUUCUAUCGAAAGCUGGAGACAAAGGGUUAUGGACAGGGACCGGGGAAAGUCAAGCUCAUCAUACGCAGAGAUCACCUUCUGGAGGACGCCUUUAACCAGAUCAUGUGCUACUCCCGUAAAGACCUGCAGAGGAGCAAGCUUUACGUCAGCUUUGUAGGCGAGGAUGGGCUGGACUACAGCGGACCCUCCAGAGAGUUUUUCUUCUUGGUAUCUAGAGAGCUGUUCAACCCAUACUAUGGGCUGUUUGAAUAUUCAGCUAAUGACACGUACACUGUCCAGAUCAGCCCCAUGUCUGCCUUCGUGGACAACCACCACGAAUGGUUUCGCUUCAGCGGGCGCAUCCUGGGGCUGGCCCUUGUUCAUCAGUACCUGCUGGAUGCCUUUUUUACCCGUCCUUUCUAUAAGGGGCUUCUUCGCAUCCCGUGUGACCUGAGUGAUCUGGAGUUCCUGGAUGAGGAGUUCCAUCAGAGUCUGCAGUGGAUGAAGGACAAUGACAUCGAAGACAUGCUGGACCUCACCUUCACUGUGAAUGAGGAGGUCUUUGGACAGAUCACAGAGCGAGAGCUUAAGCCGGGCGGGGCGGGCAUCCCUGUGUCAGAAAAGAACAAGAAGGAGUAUAUUGAGCGAAUGGUCAAAUGGCGCAUCGAGAGAGGGGUGGCCCAGCAGACAGAGAGCCUGGUCCGAGGCUUCUACGAGGUGGUGGAUGUGCGGCUGGUGUCGGUGUUUGAUGCCAGGGAGCUGGAGCUGGUUAUUGCAGGCACCGCAGAGAUCGACCUGGCAGACUGGAGGAAUAACACAGAGUACAGAGGAGGUUACCAUGACAACCACAUAGUGAUUCGCUGGUUCUGGGCAGCUGUGGAAAGAUUCAACAACGAGCAGAGGCUGAGGCUGCUGCAGUUUGUGACGGGCACCUCCAGCAUUCCCUACGAGGGCUUUGCCUCACUACGAGGAAGUAAUGGACCCCGCCGAUUCUGCGUGGAGAAGUGGGGGAAAAUUACCUCCUUACCCAGGGCUCACACUUGCUUUAAUCGUCUGGACCUCCCCCCCUACCCGUCCUUCUCCAUGCUCUACGAGAAGCUGGUAACCGCUGUUGAGGAAACGAGCACGUUCGGCUUGGAGUAACCUCAAAUUGGCCGACACCCAGGAGAGAGAACCAUCUGGAAAUCUGUGUUCCUCACUUAGGAGAGGCAUUAAAAAUAAAACUAAUAUCCUCAAAAGGCAACUAAACCCCCCUCCCUUCCCUUCCCUGGAUGACGCUGCUGUUUUUUUUCGACUGGCUUUACAUCACUUGGCACGCCGGCUUGGCUCUGAUUCUCCGCCUCUGACAGCUUCAGGACGAAAGACAGAGAAUCGGAGGACGGGUUGAAAAGCUGUACAGUACAAUUUCUUGUUUUCAUGGUAACCUUUGUUCACUGAGCCACAUGUGUGCUUUAUCUCUUUAGUUAAUGGCCUUGGUUACUGGAUUUCUAGCACCUCCUCCUCCUCCACCUCCUCAGAGACAGCUGCUCCAAAAACCCACUGAGUUCCUUUUCCCUUCUCUGGACCUCAAAACUGUGCCCGUCCCACUCUGGGGCUGCAGUGAUAUGAACUAUAAGACACACACCAAUCACCUUUGCACAAAUACACACUUAAGCAUUGUCUUUGUAUUAUGAGUGCAAACCAGUGUUUCCCCCGAGAGUCUUCAUCGGCGCGGGAAGAAGUGACAUUUUAGUCUUUAAACCGAACGCUGGCUGCUUGUUCGAAGAGAGGGGACACACUGGUGUGCACAAAUACACACUGAAAACACACCUGUUCUCACAGUUUAGAACCCUGAAUGAGCUGGACAUGGAGUCGCAUGUCAUCGGCGGUGCUUGUGCGCAGCGUCAGUGACACGUUGUGGUAAUGACGGCAGGUUUGAGGUCAGGACUGUUACCUUCAGUUACUGCGACACCACAGCCCAAAAACGUAAAAAAAACCCAUGUGACACGUGAACGACGGUGUCACACAGAAGCGCACGGUUCCUGUCUUACAACACAUUUCUCAUGAGCAAUAGUGGCACUUUCUGACGUAACACACAAAGUCCUCCCCAGCCAGUGAAAGUGAUGAAUGUACCAAACCAGUGACUGAAUGUAUGAACCUCGAGCAGGAAACAGAAGUUGGAAGGUUUCAACAUAAGCGUGACUCGGUUUGUUUAAGCACUGACGAUUUAUAAAUGCAAUGAUGGCUCAUGAGAUGCAUCUAUGGUGCUGCCAGCUUGCUCGGGGGGAUCAGGGCUCAAAUGAAAGAAAUGCCAAACUAGGUCACAGGUCGUAACAUUUCCUGGGAGGAAAACAUUUUACUGAUAACCCUCAAAAAUAACCCAAUUCAUUGAUUAAACUGAUCAUUGGGCUCAUUUAUAUGUUUUUUAAUGGCUUUAUUUGUGUUUAUCAUAUCUAUAUUCUUUCCUUUACCAAGGAUGCAUAUUUUAAAGUGUUUUAACUUAAAUAUUUAUCUUUUUAAAUCAUUUUUAUGCAGAAGGAAAUCUCAGUCUGUUAGCCAUGGUUCACUGCAAAACAUCACAAUGCAGUAAUUAGGAGGAGAAAAUUACAAUCAUAUCAAAUUUUAUGCCGUUAAAAAAAAUACAUAUAUUUCACUCAUAUAACACUUUUCAUGGUUAGACCAAAAAGAUCCCCAAAAUGAUAAAAUAGAAGUCACUGAUGGAGUGCAGCUGUGAGGAGAAGACAAAAUGGUUUCUUUGCAGCUCUCAGUUCAACUCAGACUUUGACAGGACAGUGGAAGGUCAAAAUAAUGGCAUAUACCCAUCACUUUUUACAUUUUACACUUAACUAAUCAUCACAAAAAGCAGAUCCACAAUUUUAAACAUCAUGUAUAGCAAUUAUUACAGUUACUGCUAAAGUAAACGAAGGAUUUGGGAAUAAAAAUCCACAUUUUAAGUAUCAAAAAUAAAUUUCUGGUAUUUUUAGCAAACUAAACUGCUUGAAAAUUGUUUAAAUUAAUUGCAUUAUGGUGCUUUUAAGUUGCAUAUAAACCUUUGCUUUCAUAGAUGUGCAGCAUCUGAGGUCCAACUCCCCCUGAGCAACCCGGUGGCCGCUUUGAUGCAUCGCUCUAGUGAAUGGCUAUUAGAUGUGCCAGGAGGCAUUGGUGGGAUUAUUUUAGUGCCUCUUGGGAGUGAAGUUUUAUUUCUUUGCAAACAUGUGACCAGAUCCAAGCGUCUCACUGUAGGAGCUGCAGUUUUUAAAACAAAAUAUCAGAUAUCAACACCAGAGGGCAGCAAAGUCGCACUCAACUCAAACAACCAGUGGUCUGGUCCUCUCUGAGUGGCCUCCUGACCAGGGUAGAUGAUGAUGAUGAUGAUGGCCUUGUACUUUAGAACUUGUUGCAUACAGUCCAUGCCAGACAGUAGUUUUGUCUCUGAAGCAUGUGAUCGAACAUUGAGUGCACUCACACACGCAAACUCAUUUUCUACAGGGUGCAUGCAAGAUUACACCUACUGUACAGAGUCCUGUUGGAGUUAGACCACAGGGGCUGGAAUAGUGGUAGAGAUCCCCACCUGCGAUGCGACAUGUGUGGGCAGACUUUCAUAUCUCAGCCCCGCCUCCCUACCCACACCUCUCGCCCACCCCCGCCCUAAUAAUGCAUGCAGGAUCUUCCUGGUCAGCUCCGUGAGCUGGACCUGGUAGAAACUCCUAGGUGGCGUUGUGUUAUAGCUCGAUAUUGCAUGCUGAAAUAGUGCAACACACUGUCCUUACUAGCUUUUUUUGCAUGAGGAUACUGCUAUACAUUCAGACAAAGGGGUAAGGGAGCUGGUUAAAUUGUGCCACUCCAGUUGUGGCGCUCCGGUUGUGGCGCUCCACCUGAGGCGUGCGCCCUUGUGCUCACCUGGCACUGUCGUACCUUUAGCUCGUGGGAACAAGGCGGAGGAUGAUGGUGUUUGUUAGCUCUCUCCGUGACAGUGGAACGGCGAGUAUUUCGGCAGCAUGCUUCGAAAACUUCACAUGUGCGUGUCUGCCUGUCUCAGUCACGGGCUGAUGGUCAUGGUUCAUUGCUGAACAGGUAAUGGAUCAAUAGGGCUGCUUUUGAUUUUGUGAGAGCACAUGUAUGUGUACCAUGUGUGCAGUCCUGUUUGUCUCUUUGUAUAUAAAUGUAUAUGUACGUCUGUCCUGUUGUGUGUUUAAAUAUAUAUAUUUUGCACCGGAUGUACCAAAGGUUUGGGGCUUGCAAAGUCAACCAUUAGGCCUGCUCUCUAUUUCAGUCUAACAACCACACAUUCCCCCCUCCUCCCCACCGCCGUUUCUGGCUCACAGAGCAUCACCUCAUGUUUGCUUGAGGAGCAGAUUUGUGGCAUGGGCAGCGACGCUUCACGUUAGGAUAUUCACCCGGUUGGGUCAGUUUCACGUUCACCAUCACUUUGAGGCUUUUCAGGUGCAGAUGAAGACUGCUGCACCGCUCGUCUUUCUGUGUACAUCUGACAGGACCUGGCUCCAGUUUUCAGAAUUCCACUCUAUGCAAAGCUCCUGUAUGUGUGUGUGUGUGUCCAUUUCACUCCAAUGAUUGUAAUAAAAGAACAAAUGGAAAAUUUU